Molecule: messenger RNA, 3570 nt
Organism: Vitrella brassicaformis
Lineage: Eukaryota; Vitrellaceae
Source: the annotation of a GenBank genome assembly
CUUUAUCGUAAUGAUGAUAUGAAUGAAGGUGUGACGGACGGAUCAACACUUCCUUAUCCAUCUGUCCAUCCAGCCACCCACUACGCGACGCAGCUUCCGUCACUCUCACCGUCAGUCGACUCGACUCAAGCAACCAGUGACCAACAAACAAACAAAACCGCCGCCCAGCACGCAGCACGAGCAAACUUACAAACCAAGACAUAUUCACAGUGUCCCCCCCUCUCCCUCCCGCUCCCCUCCCCAUCACAAAAGGCAGCACAGCAGCCAGGCCAGCCACCUGAGCAAAGCUGACUCGACUCAGCAGAGGAGAGGAUAAUCCAUUCAUCCAGCGCAUAGGGCAUUAUUGGCCCUCUCUCUGUCUGUCUCUGUUGUGACAGUCAAUCGUUGGUGUGCUGUCUGCACCGUGCGCCAAGGCCAAAAUGCGCCCCUAUGGCGCCCUUGCCCUGCAGCCUGGCACCACACAGGUAGCAGAAGUUGGCGCGACACGCCCAGCAGCUGCACACACACACACACGCACACACAGAGAGAGAGAGAGAGAGACUGAUGGUCAUGUGCGGGUCUGUUCUCUUUGUUGUGUACACACAUGAUAUGGUUGUUGGCUCCUUGUUUCUGGUUGCGCGAGUGACACUGCGGGCACUGGCGUAUCCUCAGCAUCAUACCGGCGGCCCUGUGGCCCCGCCGAGGUCGUCGUGGCGCCCGCAGUCUCCCCUCCGGGCGGCCGUCGCCGUCGCCGUCGCCGUCGCCGUCAUCCUCAUCGUCAUCGUCGUCCAUCAGCUCCCAAUCCUGCGCCCACACACAGACAACGGUGUGGUGCAUUGUGCGGGUGCGUUGUGGGUGAGGUGGGUGAAUGCAUUGGCUAGACCUCAUCGUCGUCAUCUUCAUCGUCGUCGUCGUCUUCGAAUUGGGGGUGCCGACGGACGACGGGGCGGCCAAGGGGACCACUGACACAUACCAUCCAUCCAUCCAUGUCUGUGUGUCUGUCUGUCUGUCUGUGUGUCUGUCUGUUUGUGUACCGUGGGUGGUUGAGGCCUCUCAUCAUUCUGUUCCACCUCUCAAUCUCCUCCAUGUCAAAGAGGUUGCAGUUGGGAUUGUUGGCGAAGUGCUCGUACCUGCGCACACACAUCACAUGGAGAAGCGAAUAUAUGAACGACUCACCUCACCAACCACGCAGGCAGGGCACAGCAGAUAUCUAAUGCGUGUCUGCCUGGAUGUGUGGAUGUCUACCCGCUGAUUGGCUGGAGGCACUUCCAGCAGAAGUUGGUGUAGCACUGCUCGCACUUCUGAUGCAUGUCACACACGCGCGCGCGCGUGACAUAUUGGCCUCGUGUAUGUGUGUGUGUGUGUGUGUGUGUGAGUAGGCUGACCAUCUUGUUGCACCCCUCCGUCUUGUAAAUGGCCAUACCGCACGUCGGGCACUGAAUGAACACACACACACACAGGGUCGCAUAUUCAUCCGUUUCUCCCUCCCUCCCUCCCUCCCUCCGUCUCUCUCACCUGUCUGGCCUCCCUCUUAAUGGUCUUGAGGCUCUCGGCCUCUUGCUUUAAGUUCUGCUCACGACGAAGUACCUCCUCGCCAUACGCCUACACACACACACACACACACACACAUGGCAGAUGGGUGGACGCACGAGCAGGCCUUUUUCUGGCAGUAAGCCAGACCUUGUCGCCCUUAGAUCUGGCUUCGAGGACUUCGAGGAGCUGCUCGGGGUCCAGACAAGCAGUGCCGGGGUGCCAUUCGGCCCGGCAGAUGCCGCAAAAGGCGAACUGACCGCCAGACACACCACACGGAGAGAACGACCCGUGGCCACUGGCUCACAUGAUGCAAACAGGCAUGCUCUCUCUUACGUGGCACUUGGGGCAUCGCGCAAGGUGAUCUGCGUCCUCCAGCACCGCCUGAUGCAAUGCACCCACCUCACAUCAGUCGGUCAGUCACGCCCCUUCCCUCCCUCUCCCUCCCUCCCUCCCUCACCCACAUACCUACCGUGUUUUCGUUCCUGUGCGCUUCGCAUCUCGGGCAGUAGACCAGGUCGCCCAUGCCAUCCAAUGCCUUCUGCAGCGACAGCCGCUGCCACCUCUCAUACUCGUCUUCAUCCAGCAGGCGAUGCAGCACCUCGGGGUCAAUCGAACGGCCGCACGACGGCUCCGGGCAGCGCAGCAGAUUUAUGGCACCGUCCUGCAGUGCAGCACACACAGAGAUUGUGUGGGUGUGGGUGUGGGUGUGGGUGUGGGGCAGGGAGGGAGGGAGGGAGGGGGUGUGCUGACUUUGACGUGUGUCUUGACGAGGCCUGCGAGGCACUGAGUGCAGUAGGCGUGUCGGCAGCCGGGCAGUCGGUCCAUCCUCUCGCCAAGCAUCACGUCAAAGCAUAUCUGAUGGAUGGAUGGAUGGAUGGUCGACACUCUACGCCAUGCCGCUCCGCGUGUAUGCAUGCAUACCCACCAUACCAUGCAGGUGUGUUUGGUGGAACGGUACUCCACGUCUUCUCGAGAGGCGUCGUAUCGCAGCAGCUCCUCCACACACACGCCCACGUCUGCGCACUCCUGCAUCGCCCGGGGGUCGCCUGUGGUGUGGCCGUCGCCACCCUCCUCCCUUAACGGAGCGAUGACAAUCAGCCGCCCCAUCGAUAAAUAGCCCAUCGAAUCUGUGGACAAAAAACUGACCACCACACCACACCGCACCGAUCGAUCCAUCUCUCAUUCAUUCUCAUGACGCACCCACUCACUUUGCCCAAGUGAAGACGAUCGGGCUCCCAGGCCCCUCCUCCUCCCACAGCUGGUCCAGCCGUCUGCACAGCCUGCCGACGGCCCCCUUGUCGAUCCACAUGGCCGACAAAGUGAAGAAGGGCGACCUCCUCGAGGGGUAUGCGGGCGGCAUGACGAUGUGCAGGGAGAGGGGCGGGAGGAAACGGACGCGGCCGAUGGGGACGUCCUGCUGCUCUAUCCUGAGCCGGUCGGGGUGGUCCUCAUCUCCUGCGUAAUUGGGGUGGUGCUGGGCGGAGGGUUCCUCGAACCGAGCGAUGACGUCGAUCGCCUCGUCGGAUGGGGCGUCGGCCGACGAUGGCGCGUCGGGGAAGGUCACCUGCACAGGCAGACAGGCGAGUACAUGGCGGGAUGUGUGUGUGGGGGUGUCUGUGUGUCUGUGUCUGUGGCGGCCGCUCACUUCCACGUCUAGCUGGAAGACUCUAGGGCUCUUGUCAGUAGAUAUGGCUGCAGACACAUGACGCACACAGACAACAGACAGACACCAGGCACCGUCGAGUGAGCGUGGAGAUAGAUGAGUAGACAAGACAAUGACGCCCACCCAAUCCAAUCCACCUUUAAAAGCCUCCAUGUAGAUGCUUUCCAGUGCCAUAAUCUCAUCCUCCUGCGCCCUCUCGUUGGCCUCGCGCUCACCCUCGUCAAGCACGAUGUCCUCUCGCUCCUCAUUCUGCAGCUCAUCUGAUGGCGGUGGCUCAUCGGUGACAGGUAUUGGCUCAUCUGUCUUCUUGUCCUUGUGAGAGUCCUGCGGCAAUGCUGUCUUGCUCUUGGGCACCCACACAGUUUGCCUUUUGGCCAUCUCCUCCUCCUCCCUCC